AUGGGCUGGCUUAGCAAAAUCUUCAAGGGUUCAAAUCAUAGUGUUCAAGAGGAGAGAUAUGAAGCUGAAGCUGAUACUGUGGAAAACCUUCCUUCUACAUCUUUGGAUGAUUCGUGGCCGGAGAUUGAAGACAUAGACCAUGCUAUUGCUUUGUCGCUUUCGGAAGAAGAGCAGAAAAGAAACAGUGUGAAUGACAGUGAACAGCAUAUAGAAGAAGACGAACAACUUGCCAGGGCCCUUCAGGAGAGUUUGAGUGUCGAGUCUCCACCCGAAUCACUGAGUCAAAAUGACAGUUUUACUGGAAAUGGAUAUGAGAAUGGAUAUGGAUAUGAAAAUGAGAGCCUUUACCAGCCUAUAUAUUUUCCUCAUACAGUAGUAGGCUUCAGGAUUUGUGCUGGUUGUAACAUGGAAAUUGGCCAUGGAAGAUUUUUAAGUUGUCUCAAUGCUGUCUGGCAUCCAGAAUGUUUUAGAUGCCAUGGAUGCAGACAACCUAUUUCCGAUUACGAGUUUUCCAUGUCCGGGAGCUACCCGUAUCACAAGACUUGCUACAAGGAGUCAUAUCAUCCAAAAUGUGAUAUCUGCAGUCAUUUUAUUCCUACAAAUGCAGCUGGCCUAAUCGAAUAUAGGGCUCAUCCUUUUUGGUCCCAAAAGUAUUGUCCGAGCCACGAACAUGAUGGUACUGCUAGAUGCUGUAGUUGUGAGAGAAUGGAGUCAUGGGACGCGAGAUUCGCGGCACUUAACGAUGGUCGAAAGCUCUGUUUCGAGUGCCUGGACUCGUCAAUUAUGGACACUGAUGAGUGCCAGCCGCUUUUUCUUGAUAUACAAGAGUUCUUCGAAGGGUUGAACAUGAGAAUUACCCAGCAAGUUCCGUUGCUUUUAGUCGAGAGGCAGGCAUUGAAUGAGGCUAUGGAUGGAGAGAGACAUGUUCGUAACUUCCAUUUUAUGUUACCUAUCAAAUUGCUGACUGGAUCAAUAUUGGCUCAUGAGAUGAUGCACGCGUGGCUACGUCUUAAUGGUUACCGAACUCUCAGACAAGACGUCGAAGAAGGUAUCUGCCAGGUCAUCGCCAGCAUGUGGCUCGAAUCUCAGAUUCUGUUCAUGUCUGAUGCUGAAAACGCAUCCACCUCAUCAUCUUCAUAUGGCUCGAUGUCAAGACAGGGAGCAAGAUCUCGAUUCGAGAAGAAACUCGGCGUGUUUUUCAAACACCAGAUUGCAACCGACACAUCUCUUGUGUACGGUCACGGUUUUCGAGCCGGUAAUGAGGCUGUGCAGAAAUUUGGCUUGCAGAGGACACUCGACCACAUGAAGGAGACCGGAAGCUUCCCAGAGUGA
Molecule: messenger RNA, 1332 nt
Organism: Striga hermonthica
Lineage: Eukaryota; Viridiplantae; Streptophyta; Magnoliopsida; Lamiales; Orobanchaceae
Source: the annotation of a GenBank genome assembly